AUGUUUUUUUUGUUCGCAAGCUUAGUGCGAAGGGGCAUUCCAAGAGUGCUUGUUUCUGCACUGUCGUGGCUGUGCAAUCCGGAUCCGUUUCAAGGUCACAAGGCCUCUAUCCACAUCUGGGAAAGUCUAGUUAGUUCUGUACCCGUGAGUUUGUCCAGCCUCAGUGUCCUGUAUACAUCAUUUCCGGAACAUCAUAUUACGUAUUGUGCCCUGCCCGAAGUUUUCCGCCAGGUGAAGUACGGCGGGAUUGUGGAUGCUGUUGUUCUGCGCUGGCCUGAUGGGCGCUCCCGUGGCUUUGGCUACGUCACGUUCUCCGAGGUGCAAGGUGCCCAGGCGGCUCUGAACGAUGCGCACCAGAUUGGGGGCCGACAAGUGGACGUCAAGAGGGCUGUGCCUGGCACGAACAAGCUCUUUGUCGGGGGCUUGCCGCAGAACACUGCUGCAGCUGAGCUGCGAGAGCACUUCGAGGCAUUUGGAACCGUGUCUGACGCGGUGGUUAUGAUUGAUCCGGCUACCAACCGCUCCCGUGGGUUUGGCUUCGUUUGCUUCCUGCCGGGCCAGGAGGGUGCUGCUUCUGCGGCCUUUGCUCUGGAGCAGUACGAGCACCAUCGGAUUCGUGGCAAGUGGAUUGAGGUAAAGAGUGCGGCACCUCCACACAAGCUGGCCAAGGAUGGCGCCGCCUCGUCGCCCUCAGCGGCUUCAGAGUCAGGUGGUCCUCCUCAGCUGUGUCUGUCCUCGCCCGCAGCCUCUCCCACCGCCAGUCCUUUGGCAGGAAGCCCACAAUCGUCCACGUCUGCUGCCACUCCACAGGUGAUGUCUUUAGCGCAGGCACUGCGCAUGCCCCUUAAGGGCCAGAGCCCCACGGCCGGGCCACAAGCCCAGGAGCGGCCGGUGGCCUCUCCGCAGCACCGCAACCGAACGGUGCGCAACCUUGGCCUGCCCUCGAAGUCGCUGGAGCCGCAGAAGGUGAUGCUUCCUGGCGCGGUGGGCAGCCCACCGGGACUCGGCGCCACAGCUGCAGCUGCCUUGGCCGCCAUGCGUGCCUUGGGGUCGCCGCCGGGCCUGGAGGUCGACGAAGCCGAGGAAGGCGAGGAAGGCCUGGAGGCCGAGGACCUCGAAGAGGCCGAGGAAGAGUCUGCAGGAGAUGCCACGCCCGUGAUCAACGCAGCAUCCCCCGAGAGCCGCCUUGCACUGUCUCCCACGGUCGCUGGCCGUGAGUCGGAUGUGGAGGGCGACUCACACAAGCUGGGCGAACGGAACACCGUGGACUUCUCCAACAGCUUCGAGUUGCACAGGAGCUUGGAGCAGCUCAUCCGUUUGCGAGCCGAGGGGGCCGAGACCUCCAGCCCCAGGCUCCUGCUUCCCGUAGAUCGAGCAGGGGUCGAGCUGCGGCUUCCACCGCGCAGGCUCAAAGAAUUGGACAUGGCUGUCCCUUACCUUGCCUACUGCAUGGGUCAGCCGAGAACCGUAGCAGAAAGGGCUUCACUUUUGUUGUAG
Symbiodinium sp. CCMP2592 is the source of this 1497-nucleotide messenger RNA. NCBI's taxonomy places the organism in Eukaryota, Dinophyceae, Suessiales, Symbiodiniaceae. The record is from the annotation of a GenBank genome assembly.